AUGUGGAGCUGUCACAUGGCACUGCGUCGGCUCCAGAGGAUUGCUGCUCCUUUGAAUAUCGCCGGGGGUCUGACCAGCAAAGCUCAGAGAGAGAUGUCCUCCCUAUCAAGGGUGUACGUCACCCGACAGAUCCCACCUGAGGGCCUGAAGAUCCUCAAAGAAUCCGGACAAGUACAGUUUGAGCUGUGGGACUCGGACGAUGUCCCAGUUCCGAGGAAAGAGCUGCUCCAGAAAGUCAAAGGCGUCGACGGUCUGCUCUGCGUGCUGACGGAAAAGAUCGACAAGGAGUUGCUGGAUGCUGCAGGUCCAAACCUGAAGGUCAUCAGCACCAUGUCUGUGGGUUUUGAUCAUUUGUCUUUAGAGGAGCUGAAAAACAGAGGAAUCCGUGUGGGGUACACCCCUGAGGUUCUGACCGACGCUGUUGCUGAGCUGACCGUGGCUCUGCUCCUCACCACCUCCAGGAGGCUCAUCGAGGCCACACAUGAAGCCAAGACCGGGGGUUGGGGCACGUGGAGAACUCUGUGGCUGUGUGGGUACGAGCUGGCCAACAGCACUGUGGGCAUUUUCGGCCUAGGAAGGAUCGGUGUGGCUAUCGCAGAGCGUCUUGCACCUUUCAAAGUGAAGAAGUUCAUCUACACAGAUGUGGCCCCCAGACCUGAGCUGGCCAAACAGAUCAAUGCAGAAUACGGUGAGGAAAACCACUUUAUAGUCGCUCAGUUUGUUAUCCGGUUAUUAUCCAUGGAUGAGCUGACAAAGCGGUCGGACUUCCUGGCGAUGUGCUGCGCCCUAACACCAGAGACAAAGGAGAUCUGCAACAAGAACUUCUUCUCCAAGAUGAAGAAGACCUCCAUCUUCAUAAACACGAGCCGCGGUGGGGUGGUGAACCAGGACGAUCUGUACGAGGCCCUGUCCACCGGUCAGAUAGCGGGCGCCGGACUGGACGUCACCGUCCCCGAGCCUCUGCCCACCAGCCACCCGCUGUUCACCCUCAAAAACUGCGUGAUCCUCCCACACAUCGCCAGCGCUUCCUACACCACCCGGAACGCCAUGUCCGCCCUGGCGGCCAACAACCUCCUCCUCGGCCUGAGGGACGAGCCGAUGAUCAAAGAGCUCCAGCUGUAA
Molecule: messenger RNA, 1122 nt
Organism: Menidia menidia (Atlantic silverside)
Lineage: Eukaryota; Metazoa; Chordata; Actinopteri; Atheriniformes; Atherinopsidae
Source: the annotation of a GenBank genome assembly